This is a messenger RNA of Cuculus canorus (common cuckoo), 1952 nucleotides long. RefSeq names its product t-complex-associated-testis-expressed 1 (gene TCTE1). The record is from RefSeq and is a predicted model, not a curated record. Gene Ontology annotation, cellular component: sperm flagellum. NCBI's taxonomy places the organism in Eukaryota, Metazoa, Chordata, Aves, Cuculiformes, Cuculidae. Bases 176 to 1552 code for a protein of 458 amino acids. The transcript has 5 exons. Gene Ontology annotation, biological process: flagellated sperm motility. Gene Ontology annotation, molecular function: protein binding.
CAGGAGAAACCGCCAGGAGGGGGGAUCCACUCCCGGGGCUGCCUGCAUCCCUCUGGCGUCCCCUCCGGGGAGCCCCUCCUCUCCCUCGCAGAGGUUUGCAGGCAACCCAGAUGGAAAAUACAGUGGUGACUCCUGCUUUCAAGCAAUUUUCUUCUUGCUUCUCCUGAAGAAGUGCAUGCUGAUCAGGAUGCAGCAGCCCGCAGCCAGUGACAGGAGCACAGCCAUUCCUUCGCUGUAUCCAUCCCAGGCCAGCCCCACUGCUGACUCGAAAUAUAAGCACUGCAUCGCUGAGGAUCCUGAGUGGUCCCUCGUCACUGUCCCCUGCCUCACUGAGCUCUGCCUCCAGCACAUCGCUGACCAUUUUGAAAAGAACCCUAUUUUGGAUCGUCUUCUGCCUGAGCACCAAAGGAAGGUGUUGGACAGGCUCUCUACUGGCCUUCCACUCACUGUGACUGCCAACCUAAUAAGUGAUGAGGACUACUGGAAGAGGUGCUGUACUGAGCGCUGGCAAGUGUGUAACAUCUCCAAUUAUGGCUACAGCUGGAAACGAAUGUUCUUUGAGCGUCAUCUGGAGAACAUCCUGAAACAUUUCAUCCCUAACACCACAGACCCCAAUCAGGUCCUAGAGGUCAUUCCACUCUGCAAAGACUAUGUGCAGAAACUGGAGGUUGAUCAGUUACUGCCACCAGUGAAGGUGGAUCAAAAAGAGGAAAUGGAUGACCUCUCUGAUAUGGGGCUUGAAGAGGUCUCCACGCAUCACUAUGACCUGGGAGUCCUCAUUACUGCGCUCCCCCACCUGCAGGAGCUUCAUCUCAGUUAUGGCGUGAAGGACUGUGGCAUGAACUUCCAGUGGAACCUUUUUAACUUCACCUACCAAGACUGCUGCAACCUGGCUGUUGCUGUGAAGAAGUGCCACAGCUUGAAAGUUUUCAAGUUGACACACAGCACAGUGGAUGAUGACAAGACCAGGCUGCUGGUCCGUAACUUGCUGGAUCAUCCCUGCUUGGUGGAGCUGAAUUUGUCCCAUAAUCUCAUAAAGGACAAGGGGGCACGAGCUGUUGGGAAGUUGAUCAACCACAGCAGAUUAGAAACCCUUAAUCUGUAUAACAACCAGAUCCAUCACCUUGGGGCUCAGGCUCUUGCUCAAGCCCUGGCUAAGAACUCCACCCUGAUCUCCCUGAAUCUGCGCCUCAACUGCGUGGAGGAUGAAGGCGGAAAGGCAAUUGGCCGUGCCCUGCUGACCAACACCACCCUGAAGUCCAUCCAUCUGGGAAGUAAUAACCUGUCAGGGCCAACCGCUAUACUUUUCUCCCAGGUCUUGGCUAAGAACACCACCCUGACAAGCAUCAACUUCUCAUGCAACCACCUGGGUCUGGAUGGUGGGAAGCAUCUGCUUGAUGGGCUGGCAGAAAACAAGGCUUUGACUGAGUUCGACCUCCGUCUGACAGAGGUGGGCCAGGAGACUGAAUUCCUCAUUCACCAAAUUGUAUGGUCCAACCAGGAAGCGGCAAGGCUGGGGUCUCUGCAGCAACCUCUUGCCAAACUCCUCUGAAGAAAAUGCUCCAGAGAGCAAUGAGCUUUGCAGGUGCAGCAUUGGAGAUAACUUUUCUUCAGAGGCUUGUUUUCAUUCAUAUUUCUAAGAAACACUCAACUUGUGGCUGCCAUCUCAGCCUUCUUCAGAUUCCCAUCAUCCAACCUGCAACUAAAUCCAACCCAAGACUAAAUACAACUCUGGUGUUUCUUAUGUGCUCCAGCAGCACGCUUAGUUCAGGCAACUGGAUGUUGUUUGGUUUUAUAGCAAAAUCUGUCUGGAGUCUUAGAUAUGGAUGGUGAAAAAAAUUCAAUAAAUAUAGGUCUUUCCACCAGUUUCCUACUUUGCAAUGCUAUGCUUCUGAUCAGUGCUAGCCUGCUUUGCAAACAGGUAAAUUCUGUAUGACCAGAUGCUUCCCUUA